Molecule: messenger RNA, 1858 nt
Organism: Drosophila subpulchrella
Lineage: Eukaryota; Metazoa; Arthropoda; Insecta; Diptera; Drosophilidae
Gene: HLH4C
Product: helix-loop-helix protein 1
Exons: 2
Coding region: 178-681 (167 amino acids)
Biological process (GO): regulation of transcription by RNA polymerase II
Molecular function (GO): RNA polymerase II cis-regulatory region sequence-specific DNA binding; protein dimerization activity; DNA-binding transcription factor activity, RNA polymerase II-specific
Source: RefSeq, a predicted model, not a curated record
ACGCGAAUCCUUCGGGCGAACAGCCAAACGUAGUGAAAAACACGGAUAUCUUCAAGUUAACGCCAGGAUCUAGGAAUCCUCUGCACCUGUGACUGCUCUUUUAGGAGCAGGCAGAGCAGACCCAGUACCAAAACAAACGCAAUUCCCAAGUAGGAGAUCAAAAACAAAAGCCCAAAGAUGGUCUAUGAUAUGACCCACAUGGCGGCGGGUCCGCCGCAGAGCAUUUCGCUGAGUCGCUACUACCUGCCCGAUGAGGAUGAGAUGGUGGGGCCGAAUAAUCCGCAUCUGGUCAACGAGGACUAUGCGGCCAGUACGACCUUGGAUAUCGACAAGCGUUUCCAGGCGCGAAUGGCCUGCGAAACGGCAGCCCAACCGGCACCGCCACCGCCGCCCACGCCGGCACCACGUCGCCGGACCACGCCCAUUGCCCACCUGGAUCCCUCGGAACUGGUGGGUCUGUCCCGGGAGGAGCGACGUCGCAGGCGUAGGGCCACCCUGAAGUAUAGAACGGCCCAUGCUACGAGGGAGAGGAUCCGCGUGGAGGCCUUCAACGUCUCAUUCGCCGAGCUGCGCAAGCUGCUGCCCACCUUGCCGCCGGACAAGAAGCUCUCCAAGAUCGAGAUCCUUAAGCUGGCCAUCUGCUACAUUGCCUAUCUGAAUCACGUGCUGGAGACCCCCUGAGACAGCGCCGGCGCCUCCAGCUUCGCCACCAGCUGCCUCUUCAACGAGGCCAACUUUUUCGCCCCCCCGUAGGAGGUGGGGGGGCGGUGCACUCGGGUUUAGGGGGCGUGGCCGGCAAGGUCAGCAGAAAAGGCUACGGGUAUCCUAUAUCAGAUGAACGAAUAACUUGGAACCCCACACCUUACGCCCACUAAUCAGAGUGUAAUAUUAUUUACUAUGAACAUCAAGAUUCAAGGCUUUGCUAAGCCAUGGUUACAUACAUUUUUUUUAACCAGAGGUUAGUAAACUGAAUGUCCUAUAUCAGAUGAGCGCAUAACUUGGAAACCCCACACCUUACGCCCACUAAUCAGAGUUUUAUAUUAUUUACUAUGAACAUCAAGUUUCAAGGCUUUGCUAAGCAAUGGUUACAUAAAUUGUUUUAACCAGAGGUUAGUAAAAUUAAUGUCAGGAAAGGAGUCUGUGGUCUGCCUUAAUCAACCGACGCAUUAUCAAUCGCUCUGCUGAUUAAAAGGUUGGCCUAUACUUUAUCCUAAAACUAGUUAAACGAAACUGCAUGCUGACCAGCUAACCUACACUUAUAAUAUUUAACCACUGGAUGGUAAAAUGACUAGUCAAAGUCCCUGUUGAAAAAGAAACUGGACACUGGAAUGUCCAAUAAAACCUUUUGUUUUGUAUGUACAUUUUUUGUAUAGAAAUUCAAGUCCCCAUGUCAUGCUAGCUUAUGAUAACAACAUUUAACCAAAGGUUAAAAUGCUUAUUCUUAUAACACUUUAAAAUGUCCACAUCAGUAUUAGACUAUUCAAUAAAGUUUCAUAAUUUUCCUGUUAGGAAAAUAAGGAACAUGGUAAUAUAAACUAUCAUAAGAUAAUUCUGUACAUUUGUUUAGCUCUUUAUUUUUGAAACCCGAUUAAAUUAAGUUAAGAUGUAAACUUACAUUUUCCAAUGUUAAUAUAGUUUGGGAUAUAAGAAAAAUUAACCAAAACCAUUUAUUGUAAUAUAUAUGCUUAUAUAAAAAUAUAUGAUACAUAAUACAUUAACCAAAUAACCUAAAACCAGAGAUUUACUAACAUUUAGGACUAAUCAAUACCCUUUUUUUUGUCUAGCUUUAAGACGUGAUAUUUGUUUAUAAACUAACUAAACUGUGUGUGUUAGCCAGUCAAACAAUAAAUAUACAUAU